Molecule: messenger RNA, 1581 nt
Organism: Sphenostylis stenocarpa
Lineage: Eukaryota; Viridiplantae; Streptophyta; Magnoliopsida; Fabales; Fabaceae
Source: the annotation of a GenBank genome assembly
AUGUACAAAGUGAUGGGAUCUGUUCUAAGGCACGAUACAUACUUUUAUAAGGUGUUCAAGGUGUACACACAAUUAUGGAAGUUUCAGCAGGAGAAUCGGCAGAAGCUAGUUGAAGCAGGGCUUAGGAGAUGGGAAAUUGGUGAGAUUGCAUCUCGCAUUGGUCAACUGUAUUUUGGGCAGUACAUGCAAACAAGUGACGCAAAUUAUCUAUCAGAGUCAUAUAUAUUCUAUGAGGCCAUUUUGACUCGGGAGUAUUUUAAGGAGGGAUUGUUUCAGGAUGUGAAUAUUGCAAACAAACAAUUGAGGUUUCUCGCUAGAUUCAUAAUGGUGUGUUUGAUUUUGAAUCGAAGGGAAAUGAUGCAGCAAUUGGUUAAUCAGCUUAAAGCAUUAGUUGAUGAUUGCAAGAGAGCGUUCCAGGAAAGUGACUUUAAAGAAUGGAAGCUGGUGGUUCAAGAAAUAGUCAGAUUUUUAAAAGCUGACACUGCUUUUAUGAAUCUCAGGCCACUAAGAUACAGUCUAGUUUUGGACCCUCAUCCUGAUACCUUGCCACAUGUUGCUGCAGCCAUUGCGAAGCGACAUUUGAAACUACGAGAUGCUGUAUUAAGUAGUUUCCAUCAAAAUGAGGUAAAGUAUUCAGAGCUCACUAUUGACACUUUUAGGAUGCUUCAAUGUCUGGAGUGGGAACCCAGUGGCUUAUUUUACCAGUCUAGCAGUUCAAAACUUAGCCAAAAUGGGGCUAGCGGGACUAGUCGUAUCAGUUACAUCCAAGACAUUGCUGACCCUACUUUACCAGCAAACCCACGGAAAGCUGUGUUAUACCGUCCUGCAUUAACACAUUUUAUAGCUCUUCAGGUAAAGAUGAACUCUGUCUUUUCAACAUCAAAUGCAGGAUAUUGUAGUGAUGAAUCUGGUUGCAUUCACUUUGGUCCUCGUGGAGAUAGAGGAUCAAACUGCAUAUAUCCUUCUGACUUUCUGCCAUUUACUAGAAGACCACUUCUUUUAAUCAUUGAUAAUGACAACAGCAACGCUUUUAAGGCCAUAGCUGAUGCAGAAAAGGGAGAGCCAGUUGCUAUGCUCCUUUCACCAAGCUGUUCUCCUGCUGUGUCUGAUUGCUCACAUCAUUCAAAUGGGGGCCUGUUCACCAUGUUUCUUACAGCUCCGCUGCAAGCUUUCUGUCUUCUGCUAGGACUUUCAGGCACUGAUAUUGAUUUGGACACAUUCAACAAAGCUGAAAUGUCACUCACAUCUUCACUAAAUAACUGGGGACUAGCAUUGGCAACAUCGGACACGCUUAAUCCUGUUUGGGGGCAGAUUUUAGGUGAUCCCUUCAUAAGGAGGCUUAUUUUGAGAUUCAUAUUUUGUCAGGCAGUGUUGACCCUAUAUGCACCAGUUUACAAAGAAAACAAAUUCCUUCCUACAUGUGUCCCUUCUCUUCCUAUUCCUGUCCUGCCUCCAAACUACUCGUAUCAGAGUGUAAUUCUGAAUUUAGCCAGCAUGUUUGGUGGAACUAAGCAUUUCAUCUUCUCAGAGGAUGUUCUUCGUGAAAAUUUACAAACCAACAUGAAUCAGUUGACUCUAUGA